AUGAAAUUUGCAGAUAAAUUAAUAUAAUAAUAAAAUCCUCCAGCACAGGUUCACAGGAUACUGAGAAUCGGAGACAAGGACUACCAGAAAAUAACUUAAUAAACUUAGCCGAUUUAGAUGAUGUCUCAGAGAAUGAAAUAGAUAAUCUAAUGUCUAAAAAUGACUGCAGCGCAAGAGAAUGCCGUAAGCUUGUCUUGCCCGUAGAUAGGGUACAAUUAUCAAAUUUUUGUUGUGUUGAAACAUAUGAAAAAGAACCAGUGGUGUUACAAUAAUUUGUCAUCGUCGGAUUAUAUGACCUUAAUAAAUCCUUAGAAGUUGAAGCAAAGCCGAUUCACGUAGGUGGAAUGGGAGGAGUGUCCUUCAUUUCCUUUUUUGAUGGGGAAGGUGGAGAGGCCUUACAAGAUCGAAUAUCAAUUCAUUAAUGAAAAGUUUAAAUUAAUUAAACAAACUCUGAGUGGUUUUGAGGCUCGAGUGGUUUAGCAUGAGAUGGAUCAUUUGGAAGGGAUUACAUUGGACAGUCCCGAUAAGAUGCUGUUGGAAUCGAAGAGGGAGAGUUUCAAGUGUGACGAUAUCAAUUUUGAGGGUUUGUAGGAGUAGUUGGCUGAUUUGGAAUUGGCUUCUAUGAAGAUGAAAUUAGAUUAAUUUAAAGGCAAUAAAUGA
Paramecium tetraurelia is the source of this 660-nucleotide messenger RNA. RefSeq lists its product as uncharacterized. Gene Ontology annotation, molecular function: peptide deformylase activity. The record is from RefSeq and is a predicted model, not a curated record. The transcript has 2 exons. Gene Ontology annotation, biological process: peptidyl-methionine modification. Gene Ontology annotation, cellular component: mitochondrion. Lineage: Eukaryota; Ciliophora; Oligohymenophorea; Peniculida; Parameciidae.